AUGUAUGCUCGAUCUGGACGGCCGAUUUUUGAGCCUCACGCCCCCCUAUGGAGGAGACUAAGAUCCAUGACGAACGUAUUGGCUCUUUUUUUUCUUCCUUUUUUUUUCCCUGAAGCCUUCUUUUCUUCUUCUUUUCCCACCGUCACGAUGGGCUCCAUUACCGCACCCCAUCACAGCGACCCACGAGUGCUGUGGAGCUUUCGAUUUAGACGGAGCAUGGCGGAAUGGGCGUUGAGAAAGGUCUCUCUUGCCUAG
This is a messenger RNA of Akanthomyces muscarius, 255 nucleotides long. RefSeq lists its product as uncharacterized. The transcript is spliced from 4 exons. The record is from RefSeq and is a predicted model, not a curated record. Bases 1 to 255 code for a protein of 84 amino acids. Lineage: Eukaryota; Fungi; Ascomycota; Sordariomycetes; Hypocreales; Cordycipitaceae.